This is a messenger RNA of Patella vulgata (common limpet), 2028 nucleotides long. RefSeq names its product 11-beta-hydroxysteroid dehydrogenase type 2. The transcript has 6 exons. Gene Ontology annotation, molecular function: oxidoreductase activity. Lineage: Eukaryota; Metazoa; Mollusca; Gastropoda; Patellidae. The record is from RefSeq and is a predicted model, not a curated record. The coding region runs from base 55 to 1260 and encodes 401 amino acids.
CAGUUAGCUAGAAAUAUUCUCAUAUUGGACACAGGUUAUCUUAUAAAACACACCAUGGCCCGCGAUAUUAUCAUUAUACCAAUAAUGUCAUCAUCGUCUAUAUUUACACUUUGUCUCUCUACCUUUGAUCAUAUUUUAGUUACCUGUUUACCUGUAUUAAUCUACCUGAGUUACCUGUGUGUUAAACUUUUAUACACGCCUGUAAAUAUCAACUUUAAACUUUUAUUUCAUGUGUUAGGUAUCUCACUCUCUACUUUCUUUUUACCUUGUGUUUUUACACCUGGAUUCAGCCUUAUAAUUAACCUUUGUCUCGGAAUUUACCUCAUCAAAAAAAUACCUAUGCUCUGGUUACCUGCUGAUGGCAAGGCUGUUUUAAUUACAGGUUGUGAUCAAGGUAUUGGACAUGAACUGGCUAAAAAGUUAGAUAGUCUUGGUUUUCAAGUCUUUGCUGGUUGUUUAUUUAAAGACGGAGCAGGAGAAAAGGAAUUAGUAGACUCUUGUUCCAGUCGCCUGCAGACAGUACAAUUAGAUGUUAGAGAUACAAUGCAGAUUGAUUUGGCCGUCAAGGAAGUUACGUCUGCUCUCGGCAACAACAAGCUAUGGGGUAUUGUCAACAAUGCUGGGAUAUGUUACAUUGGCAACGUGGAAAUGAUGACCGUUGAAGACAUGCAGAAAAUUAUGGCAGUGAAUUAUUUUGGUCCUGUAAAUAUCUGCAAGGCGUUUUUACCUCUUCUUAGACGGAGUAAAGGUAGACUAGUUAACAUCGCUAGUAAUGCAGGUCUGGCGCCGAUACCUCUGAUGGGAGUAUACUGUGCAUCUAAAGCUGCUCUAGCCAGUAUGACGGAGGUAUGGAGAUAUGAAUUACAGGCAUGGGGUAUUAAAGUUUCCAUGAUUAUACCUAGUGGUUAUAAAACAGGUAUUUUAAAUUAUGAUAAAGUUCAAACAGCAGAAAGAUGGUGGACAGCUGCUAACGAUACAGUUAAAAGGGAUUAUGGGAAGGAAUGUUUUUAUGUCAAAUUCAAAAUGCCAGAUCAUGAAAGUGUCCUCAACAGUGACUUAACCUCUAUUUUAGAUGCCAUGGUGGAUGCUCUUUUAUCUCACGAUCCCCAGCCAUGGUAUUAUCGUGGAUUAUUGUCUCGUUGUCUCCCGUUUCUAUACCUACAUCUACCUACCUUUAUUGGUGAUCAAAUUAUUAAAUUAAUGGCCGAUUGGUUUGAUUUCAUGCCUCAAGCGUUAAUUCGUGACAGUAAAACAGCGUGAAUGAAGGGAAGUUGAACAGUCAAUUUCACCAUAAUAUUUAAUGAACACCGUCUGACAGCAAUGCAAGAUUUGAGCGAGACCAAAGUGUUUAAAUUGUGGGGUCUCGGUCAUUUUUAAUUUGAAACGUGGUACUAGAUGAAUAUACAGUUUACAGAUAUAUACUGACAAUACAUGUAAACACCGGAUACAUUGUGUAUAGACAGUUAUAUACACUGACAAUAUAUAUAUAUACACUAUAUACACUGCCAAUACAGGUAAACUCCAGAAACAUUGUGUAUAGACACUGCCAAUACAGGUAAACACCAGAAACAUUGUGUAUAUACACUGCCAAUACAGGUAAACUCCAGAAACCUUGUGUAUAGACAGUUAUAUACACUGACAAUACACAAACGUCAGUAAGGUGACAGACAUACACUGGUAAGCUGAUACCGGUGACUUAUAAACCUAGGCCUUUUAGUAAUGGCAAUUUUUGUCAUUAAAUGACUAAGUGGUCAGUAUUCUAAACUAAUGUUUAGUAUGUAUAGAAAGUGGUUAGAAAUUAUACAGUUGUCAUUAAUUAGUAGGUGUGUAACUAGCUGUAAAAGAUGUCACUACUGGUGUAAAAAUAUGACUAUUUAUAACACCCAUCACUAUUGAAUACACAAACCUGGACAAUAGUGGUGUAUAUCAUUCACCUUAAUGACGUAACACCUACUUAAUGACUUCUGUCUGAUUACUAACAAUUUUAAUGAACUAAUAAACAUUAUGUAUAUAAAAUGAUGUCUUUGA